AUGUUCUCCUGGCCGAUUCCGGCUACGGCGGCCAAUCUCAUUGAAACUAGCCAACUGUGCAGGAGAUAUUAUAGUGCACAAGUGUACGCGCAGACACAACGUGCACUCUCUAUUCCUGUCACUCUCGUACAUCGGUGGGACGACCACUCGUCACGACCAGUGAGAGUUAAGGCGCAGGACCGACGGCUUUACGUGCUCUCCGAGGCACAGGGGUGCACCGCCAACUUCCCAACUGCGGGCUGUUACUGUGCCUUACUUUACAGAAAAAGUCAA
Molecule: messenger RNA, 273 nt
Organism: Brenthis ino (lesser marbled fritillary)
Lineage: Eukaryota; Metazoa; Arthropoda; Insecta; Lepidoptera; Nymphalidae
Source: the annotation of a GenBank genome assembly